AUGUGUAUAGUGCCAACAACCUCAUUCAGCGAAUUUAAAAGUAUUGGAGAGGAAGAAGUAACGUCCAACAAUGUAUUAAGGAUGAAAAGCUCUUCUUUAAAGUGCGAGCACUCCUUAAUACGCAAUCAGAGCUUACCAACAAUAAGCAUUCGACCAAUCAAGCCACGACAAGUCCUCAACAACAUGUUCCACCUCUUUAUUGAGAUGAUUGUUUACUUGAUGAAUGCAAUGUACAUGGCCACAGUAUUUGAUGUUGAUGAAUUGUUCCUCCCGAUACAAAAGCAAAUAGAAAGCAAUCACUUUACCUCAUCGUCAUUAUCAAUGGAUAAGAAACAUGCUAAGGAAAAUUCUGAAAUACCAACAACGAGAGAACUUCCCUUUGAAAGAUUAACACAAUCAGUUUCUUCUCUCCUUUCUCCGCCACGAUCUCCAGUCAAUAAGCAACAUGAUGCAAAAUUAUCUCCCAAUAAGAGAAAUUCUUCCUUCACCGACUUGUUUGCUCAAUCUUCUCCUAGUCCAUAUUCCAAUUUGAUUGUCCUGAAUGCACACUAUGAGCAAAUGAUUAUGGACAUUAAGCAGACAAGCAAUGUUCCCACCAAUAACAUGCCAACAACAAUUUCCACACCAAUGAAUUAUGUACAUAAUAAUGGGAAAGAAACAACAAGGAAAGAAAAGAUUAAACAAACACCACUCACAACAUGUGAUUUCUUGAUUCCAACCAUUCAAAUUGAUUGUCCACCUGUUGAAGAACAGGAAAUUUCGAAUGUUACUCCACCAGAAACCAUUUCUCUAUUUGAAUCUCCACAAGAACUCAACCAAGCAAGAAGGAGGUCCAAUUCGUUUUUUCCAGUUCAACCACCAGAGAAAACAUUAACUCUAAAUGGAACUAAUGUAGAUCAGCAUGAAAAUCCCAUUUUCAUUGUAAUUCCACCUGUUGAAGCUAGUAGUAAUAACAAUUCGAAUGAUUGCUUUGUUUCGAAUAAUGUGAAUAGUGCAUUAUCAACAUUCACAAAACCAACCAUUACGAGAAAGAAAAAUUCCUUUACAAACUUGCUAAAACCAAACUUUCCUCAACCAACAAUCUGUAAAUUAGCUACACUGCACAACUAA
Molecule: messenger RNA, 1110 nt
Organism: Naegleria gruberi
Lineage: Eukaryota; Heterolobosea; Eutetramitea; Acrasida; Naegleriidae
Exons: 1
Coding region: 1-1110 (369 amino acids)
Source: RefSeq, a predicted model, not a curated record